This is a messenger RNA of Lepisosteus oculatus (spotted gar), 1697 nucleotides long. RefSeq names its product torsin family 3, member A (gene tor3a). The record is from RefSeq and is a predicted model, not a curated record. Gene Ontology annotation, cellular component: endoplasmic reticulum lumen; nuclear envelope. Gene Ontology annotation, molecular function: ATP hydrolysis activity; ATP binding. NCBI's taxonomy places the organism in Eukaryota, Metazoa, Chordata, Actinopteri, Semionotiformes, Lepisosteidae.
UGGACAUUUCGUUUGAUUCCUGAAGUGCAACAUUGGCUUUGACUCCGCGCUGCAAACCCAGGAAAAUACAUACGCCUGUGCGUUCAAAAUCAAUAUUCCGAGUCACCAGGAUGUGACGUUUGACCAAGGAAGCCUGGUUUUUAUUUCGGGGGAAGUCUAAAUGAAGUGAGUGAGUCUGCACAGGCCCUGGUAGUGUAUGUUACUGUGUCUCCGGGUUAAUGAAUGGAUCGAGUUGAAUAAUCAAGUCCGCGAAUAGCUCCGCGGUGCCGACAGUUUCAAGACGAGGUGGAAAGGGGCUCAUAGUCAGAUGAUCUUGCUUCGAUUGCUGCCCUUUAUUUGGGCUGUACCUGUAAAGGGAGAUUUUUUCCAGUUUGAGAGCCUUUCAAACGUGUCCAAGUAUUAUUUCAAUUACAUCUACUGUAACAUCUGGGAGGGGGACUGUCAGCCGCACCAGGAUGAUACGAGUCAGCAAGUGCCCACAGGGGACUUCUGGUCCGUGUUCUCCAAGGACUAUGCGCAGACCCUCUCAGACUGGUACUGCAAUCUGGGCCACUGCUGUGACACAGGAGACUGCAGGAUUAUCAACAACAUCACAGGCCUGGAGAAGGACCUGGAGCAGAAGCUCCACGGACAGCACCUGGUGCAGGCUGUGGUCCUGAAGGCCGUGCCCGGCUUCCUGAAGAAUCCCUCUCCGGACAAGGCCCUGGCGCUCUCCUUCCACGGCUGGUCGGGCACGGGGAAGAAUUUCGUGGCCCGGCUGAUCACAGACAACUUGUACCGGGAUGGCGUGAAGAGCGAGUGCGUGCGGCUGUUCAUCGCUCCCUUCCACUUCUCCCACGCCAAGCUGCUGGACGUGUACCGGGGCCAGCUGAAGGACUGGAUUCGGGACACAGUGCGGAGGUGCGAGCAAGCACUCUUCAUUUUCGAUGAGGCGGAGAAGCUGCACCCUGGGCUCAUAGAUGCCAUUAAGCCCUAUAUGGAUCAUUAUGAAAACGUGGAUGGGGUGGACUACAGGAAAUCCAUCUUUCUCUUCCUCAGUAAUAUUGGAGGUGCGGUCAUCAAUGAGGUGACUCUGGACUUCUGGCACUCCGGACAGAACCGGGAGGACAUUGGAAUGGAGGACCUGGAACACAGGCUACGGACUGAAGCCCUGGACUCUCAAGGGGGCUUCUUUCAGAGCCAGCUCAUGAUGGGCAACCUCAUGGACUUCUUCGUGCCCUUCCUGCCGCUGGAGUACCGGCACGUCAAGCUGUGCGCCCGCGACGCCUUCCGCUCCCGCGGGCUGCCGCACACGGAGGAGACGUUGGACGAGGUGGCCCGGGCCAUGGUGUACGUCCCCAAGGAGGAGAAGCUCUUCUCCGCGCAGGGCUGCAAGUCCGUGCCCCAGCGGAUCAACUUCUUCCUGCCCUGAGCCCAGCUGCUGGGCUGCUCCCCACGCAUGCUCCCGUGAGAGAGUGAGAGAGUGAGAGAGAAGGGACUUGGCUACUCCCGCAGACCUGGGGAAGCAACGGUCCUCCUGGAGAAACCCCUACGAGAGCUCCCCAAGGUGGGAGGAGGAGGCCAGCCGGUGAAAAGAGGCCUUCCCCCACACCUCCCCCAAACCAAACCAUUAUUCUUAUAUAUUAGCCAGCAGCCAUAUCACCCUGCAACUCACAACUGGCAACCCACUGAAGCUCAGCAGGUGUGAGCCUGGUCAG